GGUAGCGCGGGGGUGGAGGCGAGAGGGCAGCGGCGGCGACCGGUGGCAGAUCAGAAUGGUCCUGGCUCAGACCUUUGCCAUCUUCCUACUGAUGUAAGCACUGAAAAUCGCAUCUCCUGGAUAGGCAAGUCCUCACUACCCCUCGAAGCCACCCUGGCCACCAGCCCCACCUUGAUCUGCUACUCAACUCUGUGUUCCUUUUCAUGGCAAUGCCCCAGAAUUCAACUGGAGAAAAUGGCUUUUGUUUCACUCAGACACUUGACUUCUCCCACCCAUCUCCUUGUCCCAGCGAGGCUGGGCAGACCUUCGAUGCACUGAGUGGGCAGGAGGCCUGCAGCGCCUUGCUGAGCAAUGGCACAGCAUCCUCCGGUAUGCCCAGCCCCUCUGACUCCUGUGCCCAGCCCCUCUGCUCCACCGCCCCAGGAGAGGAGGAGACCCAGUUCAGCGAAGGGAUUAAAUACGUCUCGGCUGAAGGGGAGGACCUGGCAUGUGGCUGGGGGGGCUUCACCCCUGGGUGCUUACAGCUCUUUAACACGUCCAAGGGCGUCUUGUUCUUCCUGUGCGUGGCCUCCUUCCUGCAAGGCAUGACGGUGAACGGCUUCAUCAACACGGUGAUCACCUCCAUCGAGCGGCGCUUCGACCUGCGCAGCUACCAGAGCGGGCUGAUCGCCAGCUCCUACGACAUCGCCGCCUGCCUCUGCCUCACCUUCGUCAGCUAUUUUGGGGGCAACGGCCACAAGCCUCGCUGGCUGGGCUGGGGCGUGCUGCUCAUGGGCUUGGGCUCCCUGCUCUUUGCCUUGCCCCACUUCACCACGGGGCGCUACGAGGCGCGCUCGGCGGCGGAGGUGGGCGUCUGCGGGGGCAACCAGAGCCUGCCCUGUGCCCAGGCUGCCUCCAGCCUUUCCGGCUACCGGUUCGUCUUCAUGCUGGGGCAGUUCCUGCAUGGAAUGGGGGCCACGCCGCUCUACACACUCGGUGUCACCUAUUUAGAUGAAAAUGUCAAGACUAACUACUCCCCUGUGUACAUUGCCGUGUUCUACACUGCUGCAAUCCUGGGGCCUGCAGCGGGUUAUCUGGUAGGAGGAAUGUUUCUAAAUAUUUAUACUGAAAUUGGCAGAGAGACCGACAUGACCCCGGAGAACACGCUGUGGGUGGGGGCUUGGUGGAUCGGCUUCCUCGGUGCUGGAGCAGCCUCCCUGCUCAUCUCCAUCCCCAUCCUGGGCUACCCCCAGCGUCUCCCAGGGUCCCAGCGGUACAUCGUGAUGAGAGUGUCCGAGGCUCAUCAGCUCAAGGAUGGGAGCCACAAAAAAGCAUCAGAUCCAGACUUUGGGAAGACAGUUAAAGAUCUACCUCGCUCAGUACUGCUGCUUCUGAAGAACCCUACCUUCAUCUUCCUCUGCUUAGCAGGAGCCACUGAAGCCACCCUCAUUGCUGGGAUGUCCACGUUUGGACCCAAGUUCUUGGAAUCUCAAUUUAGUUUAAGUGCCUCUGAAGCUGCUACCUUUUUUGGUUACCUGGUGGUUCCAGCUGGAGGAGGAGGCACUUUCCUGGGAGGAUUCCUUGUGAAUAAAUUUAAACUCCGCUGUUCAGGCAUCAUCAAACUGUGUUUGCUCUGCACAGUGUCCAGUCUGCUGGCUAUAUUCAUUUUCUUUAUUCACUGCCCCAACAUGCCAAUGGCAGGAGUAACUCAGAUGUAUGAGGGAAGUGCUUUGCCUGGUGGCCACCUAAACCUGACAGCAGCCUGCAACGCCGAGUGUGGCUGUCUACAGGAGACCUACAGCCCUGUCUGUGGGAGCAAUGAUGUUAUGUAUUACUCUCCCUGCCAUGCUGGGUGCAAAAAGGUGUCUGAAAACCUCAGGAAUGGUAAGAAGGUCUAUCACGAGUGUAGCUGCAUUGAGAAAACCCUCCUGCCUGGCCCUGGUGAUGCAGAAGCAGGGAAAUGUGGCUCCUCUUGUGCCAAAAGACCCCUGCUCCUCUUCUUCAUGUUUGUGGUGAUCCUCUUCACCUUCCUGAGCAGCAUUCCUGCCCUGACUGCCACUCUGCGGUGUGUCUCUGACAGGCAAAGGUCAUUUGCACUCGGGAUCCAGUGGAUCGUGGUACGAACACUAGGAGGCAUUCCUGGCCCCAUUGCCUUUGGGUCCAUGAUUGAUAAAUCCUGCCUGCUGUGGCAGGACCAGUGUGGCGAGCAAGGUUCUUGCUACGUGUACCAGAACUCAGCCAUGAGCCGGUACACCCUCAUCGCUGGACUGGUCUACAAGGUGCUUGGGACAACCUUCUUUAUAGUCGCCUAUUUACUCUACAAACCUCCACCAGCAGAAUCAGCUCCAGGCAGCUCAGACACCUCUGAAAAUGGUAACAGUGACCUCCAGGAACACAAAGCUUCACUGCCAGCUGAAGAGGAUAUCUAGUGCUGCACGUGUGCAAGUGACUUUCUCAGCCUCAGAAAUACAACGAGAGGAUGUUAUGCAGUAAUAUUAUCACUUAUUUCUUUUUUGUAGUUCAAGAUAAAUAAUUUAAAUUAGCCACUGGUGUGCUUGUUAUUUUCCUAACAGCAGAAGCACCUUCCAAAUGGUGUGCUGAUGCCAUAGGCAGUUAUUUAAUUUAAUUUAAAGAAAGGGCUACCCUAGCUUUACCUCUGUGACAAGCCAGGACCACAUUCUCCACUCGUGGAAAUAAGCACCAGUAACUCCAAUGGAGCACAUGGGAUUUAAAUCAGCAGAGGAUCUGGGCUCUAAAUAUCUCAAUUGUAAAGUCAACUGUAGCAAAACUUUUGCUGGGACUUCCUAAGCCUGCAAGGAGCCCUGCUGUCCUGAGGUCUGCACGGCAGAGAGGACAGCUGGCCCUUAAAACUACUGUAUGCAAAGCACAUGGCCCCGACGUGUCCUCCUCCUUCCUGUGACACAGAACAUUCCUCCUUUUGUUCAGGAGCAGGUUAUCUAAUUAUGCAAAUUUGUCUUACUGUGUAAUGGGAGAUGGGUCUGAGAGGGGAUUUGUCUACCAAAUUCAUCAGUACACUACAGGCAGCCAGCCCCCAGAGCUGCUGAGUGCUGCACAUCCACUGCCUCACUUCAUCGCAGGGUUUACACCGUGGUGACACUUCCGUUUCUUUCAUUCCAAGCUGAUGCCUUUUGUAAUGUACUGUGCAAAACUUGAACUUUCCUCUUGCUGUUUGUUGGGUGUGGGAAGACAUGGGGUACAGAUCUAUGCAUGGUGUGGGAUGACAUGGGAUACAGAUCUAUGCAAUGCUUCUCUGUGCUUGCUUCGUGAAGAUGUUGAGUUCAGGCAGGUGAGAAAAGUCAGAAUGGGUUGGAUUUGUCUCUUCACCUCUUGCCUAAAGGCUAGCUUGCCCUAAGGACAAACUGCCUUGAGGACAGGGGAUGCUGACUUGUAACUGGCUUGCUUGUGAGUAGAGAGGGCAGUGUUCCCCAAACGACCUUUGAAUGUGCACUUGCAAUAUUGACCAGGACCUUUCUCAGGGGGGAAAGGUGGGAUUUGGGUGGGUGUAUGUCUGGCUUCCCUCUCAACCUAGCUCAGGUGAGGUUAGUGCUUAGCAUGCCUGUGUUUGCACAGCCACUCAAUCCAAGUACAGCUCUGAGGGAGGGCUGUGGCCAGCCCCUGGACACCUACACUGUAUACAUUGUGUUCAUGGGGACAGGACCUGAGCUGCAAAACUGUCCCUUCUUUUGUGCCAGCUGCUACUUUGCAGAUGUUUUUGUAUAUUUUGUGUAUUUGUGCUUUUGUAAAUGGACACAGGAUGGGCAUUUGUUUCCUUUGUUAGCAAAGGAGCAACUCUCAGAGAAAAAGUGAAACCAACCCUGUUGCAGACAGGGAUGGUGACACUGGGAGCGUGGUCAGCCUUCAAUGAGAAGAAAGCAGGUUCUUCCAUUCACAGAUUCCACUCCACCAAAGCCAGAUAGUGGUCCUCUUUCUUCCAAAGCCCAUGCUCCCCAGCCUCUGUCAAGUGCUGGGGGAUACUUCAGCAUCCCCAGUAACUGCUGGAUAGACUAGAAGGGCUAAGGGUGAGAUAGGGAGUGGCUUUUGGCUGCUUGAACAUGGGCAGCUGGUGCAGCUUUGAUGGGGCACAGCAUGCAGGAGAGCCCUUUGAUUUUUUACUAGGGAGGCAGGGUUCCCUGAUGCAGGAAGCAAUCCUGACACCAUCCAAACACCAAAAGCUUCUUCACAACCUCCACCUGGGUUUGGAGUUACCUGCAAACAUGAACCUGCCUCCAAGCCUUGCCCAAAAAUUGCCCUUCCCAGCUUCCAUACACUUUGGGUGCAAAGCCAGGGAUCUCAGAUGGGGAAAAUGCACGAAUGUAUUUGGGGAACACAUUUCAUGUCUGAUGUAUUUAUGAAAGGAAGAAGGUUUUCCUAAUAUAUGUAUGGAUAUUGCAAUGCAAUUCCAGUGUUUAUAAAAUGAGCUUUAUCUGAGUGUGAUGUUUCCAGAGCUAAAGCAAAGAACUCCUGGG
Messenger RNA from Dryobates pubescens (Downy woodpecker), 4466 nucleotides. It is a transcript of the gene SLCO4A1, whose product is annotated as solute carrier organic anion transporter family member 4A1. Bases 204 to 2408 code for a protein of 734 amino acids. The record is from RefSeq and is a predicted model, not a curated record. Gene Ontology annotation, biological process: transmembrane transport; sodium-independent organic anion transport. Gene Ontology annotation, cellular component: membrane. The transcript is spliced from 12 exons. Lineage: Eukaryota; Metazoa; Chordata; Aves; Piciformes; Picidae. Gene Ontology annotation, molecular function: protein binding.